Messenger RNA from Colletotrichum higginsianum IMI 349063, 516 nucleotides. RefSeq lists its product as uncharacterized. The transcript has a single exon. Bases 1 to 516 code for a protein of 171 amino acids. The record is from RefSeq and is a predicted model, not a curated record. Lineage: Eukaryota; Fungi; Ascomycota; Sordariomycetes; Glomerellales; Glomerellaceae.
AUGUCGGACAAAAUCACGUCCAAGAACCUCUCCUACGACACCACGAUCCCGCCCUUCCUGCGCGCCCUGCACGCCCAGGCGGCCAGGAAUGCGGCGGACCCUGACCCGAUCCUCUCGAAGCGGCGGCGGGCGGGCAAGAAGCGCUCCGAGAGCGAGGAGGCCGAAGACGCGCCGCUCGUGGUGGACGACGAGGGCAACGUCGUCGAUGUGCGAGUGGACAAGGACGGCGGCGUCGACGAGAGCGCGCUGAAGAAGGAUGGCGAGGUGGGCGACGAGACGGGUGCCGGCAGAGAGGAGAGCAGGAGGGAGGCAGAGAAGCUGGCGGGGAUUGGGGCGAGUAAGAAGCGGAAGGCUGGCAAGGUUGUUGGCGGUGGUGGUGGUGACGGUGGUUACGGUGACGCUGCUGAGGAUGCGUCAAAUAAUGUGAAAAAGGACAGUAAGGAGGACGAGAAUGGCAAGAAGAAGGCCGGCAAGAAGAAGGGCAAGAAGAUCAAGCUGAGCUUCGAUCCAGAAUGA